AUGGGUGAAGGCCGACGAGGUGGAGAGACUGUUGGGGGUCUGGGUGACGCCGGUCGGUUGCUGCGCGCCCACCUGGGAGAAGGCAUUCGCACGGAUAAAGGAGAAACUGAGGCAGUGGGAGGUGCAACACCUGACGACCAGGGCGAGAGCAGCAGUAAUAAACUGUUACAUCUCACCUAUCAUCUUCUUUCAGGCGCAGACAAAGCCUUCAUUAUGUGGAGCAAGGAGUUGCUGUACAUGGCUAGAGAGGAUGGGGGUAUGGGGGUGUGCGAUCCGGAGAUAGCCCUCACCUGUCUCACGGCGAGGCGUAUCGGCUUACUCCUCACUGAGACAAACGAGCUGAAACGGGACAUUAUGCUCAAGGCUGCUGACUUGCCGCUGGGGCUGGACACAUUUGUUUCUCAUGUCAAGCUCCUGAAGUGCUGGAGUGGGAAGAGUGAGCGAUGGAAGCUGGCUUGUGGCAACUUCAUACAAUCGCCGCUGGCCGACACAUCACCUGCACUGUCAUGGGCGGAGGCAGAGAAGGAGAGGAUCAAUUUCAACCGACAUAUUUUGCUAAACGGGAGGACUCUGGUGGGAGGGCAGAAGGCGGCGGAGAAGCUCUGGGAGGUCCGGCUUAGCGACUUGCUAAGCCCGGACGGUGCGGGGGGCCGGCGGCCUAAGGACGUAAAGCUCCUGGCGAAGGAGCUAGGCGGUACCAAACAAGCGAAGCUGGCGCUGCGGGCCUGGGAUGCAGUGCCGCAGAACUGGAAGCUGCUCCUUCUGCCUGCCGAGCAACAGGAGGGGGACGUUUUGGCUCCGAGGGCUCCCCUCCAGAGAACCCUCGUGCUCAGCGGUGGGCAGCUGACGUCGCUGAGGGAGCUGAAGGGAUGCUGGCAACAGAAGAAACAUCAGUCCGCAAAGAGAGAGCUGUGGGCGGGCAGAUGGGGAGGAGAAAUUAACUAG
Molecule: messenger RNA, 945 nt
Organism: Closterium sp. NIES-65
Lineage: Eukaryota; Viridiplantae; Streptophyta; Zygnematophyceae; Desmidiales; Closteriaceae
Source: the annotation of a GenBank genome assembly